CGCUUUUGUACAUCUUGCAUACAAGAAAAGCAAUACCAUUCUACCUUAAACUUUGCGCAAAGUUUAGCCUCAAGAACGCCGAUCCAUCGGUUUUUGCAACUAUUGUGAUAGAUCGUGCGACUGGAUGUCGCCUGUUGUUUUUCCCACGCAGCCAUGAGGAGUCCGUUACACGUUAGUUGGUCUGAUUUGUUACUGCUGCUUCUGCUGCUGUUGCUUGCGACUCUGACGUUUGCGCAGUAUGCACCAGAAUGUUACCCAGGAGGCCAUCGUACAUUGCGGAACCCUUAUCGCAGCAUCGCCUUUGACUCCACUGAGAUCCAGAACACAGCUAUUCAGGAUUUGGUCUGUGACCAUUCUCUGGCACCUGGCUGGUACCGAUUCAAGCUCAACAACAAGCCAGCCGAGAUGCCAACCACCUGCGUUGAGAUGAAUCGUUGCGGGACGCAGGCGCCUGUGUGGCUCUCGCUGAAGGACAAGUCUUUGCCACGGCCUGGCGAGGUACUCCAGUUGUCUGCCUGUGCCACAUGGCAAUUCUUUCAUGGCAGCACUAAAGACUGCUGCCUCUUCCGCAUCCCUAUCACGAUACGCAACUGUGGCGACUUCCUGAUCUACUAUCUGCAGCCCACUCAAGGAUGUAUGGGGUACUGCGCCCAAGUUGCUCCAACUUUGCCGCCCAGAUUCUGUCUACCAGGUGAGGUGGAGAUCAACGGCCGUUGCAAAGGUGUUCUCCCAUCGUUGCUGUCACGGCCGCUCAUCAGCUCAGAGCUAAUCGGUCACAGCGUUCACCUGAGGUGCUCUUUCAUCCCGCCGCCGUCCAAUGAACCGCUAGGCUUCCGUGUGGUUUGGGCACGGCACAUCAGCUCCAGCAUGAAGGCUGAGAUUCGCCAGGAGUCCACAUUGAAGCACUUCUCGCUGGUGGAGAUGGACGGUCUUCACUUCAGGCUCGGAGAGACGUAUUCAUGUAGUGUUUCAACAUUCCAAGUCAAUGUCACCAGUAGUAGAUCUUCUCCCAGGGAGAGUGAGGCUUUCUACGCCGGGCUGAAGUUUUCUGUGGAGUCACUCCACAUAGCAGAGAAUGGCGAGGAGCAUGAGGUCAAAGUCCACAGCACGGUGCCACUUUCUUGUUACGACGUCAAUCAGUGCGGUAUCCCUCUGGUUCUGGGUGUUCACGACUCAGAUGGCCUCGGACAUGAGGUCCCCAAUGUGGUGGUGUCCACCUGCCAGGUGCUGCUACGUUCAACCGCCUGCAGCGAGGGAAGCUGUGGCCAGGCAUCAUUCUUCGUUACCGCCGUCACUGACUUCACACGUGACGGGAACCGGAUCAGUUUGAUAAGCUCCCUGCCUGAGAAUGGUGCUCCACAACUGUGGAGGAGCUACAUUCCAAAGUCUCUGAAAGUCACAGUUCAGGAUGUUCCCACCUCCAUCUGCUACUCACUGACAGACCCACAUGUAAUUACACUGGAUGGCAGGCACUACGACAACCAGCAGACUGGCACCUUUGUGUUGUAUAGAAGCCUCGUUAGGGAAUUUGAGGUCCACUCUCGGCAGUGGGACUGCGGCAGCCGACAUCACACCGUGGCUUGCAGUUGUGGCGUAGCGGCACGAGAGGGUAAUGGUGUCGCUAUCAUUGACAUGUGCAAUGGCCAACUGCAGGAAACAAGGCCAAAGAUUACUGUGAAAGUUCUUGGUGGUGAGCACGGCAAUGGCCGUCGUCUCCGAGUGCUGGAUUAUCACCAGGGAAAGAAGGUCACUAUUAUCUUUCCAUCCGGGGCCUUUGUCCGAGCCGAUGUUGGCGACUGGGGGAUGAGCUUGUCUAUCCGGGCACCAAGUGUUGACUAUGGCAACACGCAAGGGCUUUGUGGCACCUUUGAUCACAACAUCAACAACGACAUCCAUGGCUACAAGGGAGUGCAUGACGACUUGCAUGCAUUUAUAGAGGACUGGAGGAUAGCUCCUGGAGAGAGUUUAUUUGAUAAAAUGCCUCCAGGCUUGAGAAGCGAGGAAAAUAGACCUUUCUGCCGGUGCCAGAAAGGCUACAGUUCUUUUCGUGGAGCAGCAGGGAAUAUGGCUGAUCCAUCCAUUCUCACUGACUGCAUUGCACAGGAUAAUGUGGAUGAUACAAAUUUGUUCCCUUCACUGGACACAACUUUGGAAUACAUCAAAAGUCCAGAAAGAGAGGGAAACAUCCUCAACAUGUCCUCCAGUCAGUACUUCGUGGGAAGGGCUUCUCAUUACAAUGCCCAUAAUGAUGAAGAUUUCAGAGAUGACCAACGGCUUUCUGAUGACAGAAUGAGGAGGCAGACAAUGUUCAAGAUGGAGCCAGCCUCUCAAAGCAUCAGUCAGGCUGACCUGGCGCACCUUGCCUAUUUCUUUCCAGAAGAUCAUCUUAUUAAGCGGCGGCCAGAGGUCCAACCUCGAUGGCCCACGCCAAGUGGCCUGUCUUCUGGCAAAGCGCUGGAGGUGUGCCAUGUAGUUUUAUCCAACUCUACAGUUGGAACCGUGUGCCGUGGGCUACUGGGACGUCGCCUUGAAGAGGCUGUGAAUCUCUGCAUGCUGGACCUACAGUUAAAAGAUGACCUGGCCUGGGAAGAUGCAAUGCUGCCCUACCUUGAGAAUGAGUGCGAGAGGAGGCUGCUAGACAAUCGGGCCCAGGGAGACCACGGGAUGCUUAGUCACCUUGGGGACGUGGUAAAAGCACUGCAAUGCCCGAAUUACUGCAAUGGCAAUGGAGAGUGCACAGAGUUUGGUUGCCAGUGUCACAAAAGCUUCAGCUUAUAUGACUGCAGCGUAACCAUUGGCCAGCCAGUAGAGCUAAGUGAUCUGGAAAAUGGCGGCCUCUGUGACCUCAGAGCAUUCGACUGCCACAAGGUCAGAGUCUUUGGACUGGGUUUCAUCAAGUCAGACGACCUGAGCUGCCAUGCCACCAGACUUAAAUAUGUAAAUGGCAUUUGGAUUCCAAGGGAAAAACAGAAGACAAAAGCAACUUUCCUCAGUUCCAAAGCAUUGGACUGUGGCAUCCCCUCGUUGAGCAGUGCAGCCGUUAGCACAGAAGACUUCAUGAUGGAUAAUCAACCGUAUGCACGGUGGGAAAUCCAGGUAACCAACGAUGGCUCUCAGUACAGUUUACCCAAGGUGCUGACAAUCUAUGAUGGUAUUUGUCAGGUGUGCACUGCAUCUCACUCAGGAACCUGUGAAUUAAAGGACAGGACGUGUAACAUUGACGGAAUGUGCUUUGCAGAAGGACACACAAACCCAGGAAGUCCGUGCCUGAUCUGUGACCCGAACACCUCCACAUUUACCUGGUCAUUCAACCAAGUCAACCAGCCGCCAACAUUCCAUCAACCUCAGGGUGAAGUGCGUACAUUCGCCGGAGAGAACUUUGUCUUCCAGUUUGCGGCCUCAGACCCAGAGGGCUCAGCACUGCUCUUUCAGUUGGUCAAUGGACCAAAUGGUGCUAUCCUUUCGCCAGCUGGGCUUCUUAUUUGGAAGGUGCCAGCAUUUCCCAAUGAGGAGCAGCAUCAGUCAACAUUUGACUUCACACUAUCAGAUGAGUGCAAUGCUCAAGACACCUUCACAGUUCAGAUCCAGGUGGUGCCAUGCGGAUGUCAGAAUGGAGGUACAUGUGUGACUGAUUUCACCUUCCCUGCUGGCAGUGGCAAGUACCUGUGUGAAUGUCCUAAUGGGAAACAAGGAAACCACUGCCAUGAAGAUGUAGACAAAUGUUUGUCAGCACCUUGCAGGGCGGGAACAUGCGUUAACACUGUUAGCGGAUUCAGAUGCAACUGUCCUGUAGGCCUGACAGGCGCAACAUGCGAGGAAGAUGUAGAUGAGUGUAAGUGGACACCCUGUUUCCCAGGAGUCCAAUGUUUCAACAGUUAUGGUUCCUAUCACUGUGGUCCAUGUCCCAUGGGAAUGAAGGGUAAUGGUACAAAUUGCAUUGUGAACAUGAGGCCUGUGACCAUCACGUCCACGUUGGGGUCAAGAACCACUGUCCACAAGGUUAAAGACACGAUGUUGCAGAACCAAACUCAAUUUGACCAGAGAACCCUGGUCACUAGGAUCAUGGCAAGAUAUAAACUGCCUGAAGAGCCACAGCCUCAACACACAACUUGGAGGAAGGCUUCAGUAAUUGGCCUCAGCUCUGUCUCCCAUAGUCAUACAACCAGUGACACUUCCAAAAAUACAACCAGCCAAACACCUGAGGUAGUCCAGGUUGCUCCAUCACAAAUCAGCAACACUAAUGAGAAAACAAGUGAGAUACAAAUCUCACCAAAAGCAGCUGCAGCAACAUGCAACAGCAGACCUUGCUUUCCUGGUGUUCAAUGCAUCAACAAACGGCCGCCACAUGUUGGCUAUGUUUGUGGCCGCUGCCCACCUGGCCUUUAUGGAAAUGGACGAAUAUGCAUGAAGAGUGCCAAGGCGGCAUCCGAACAUCUUUUGCAGAAAACAGGUCAAAGGAGACGAUUCCUACAUAGCAGCAGCAAAGUGUCCAGCCCCCACUUACCUGCCCUUCCUUCCAGAGGAGGCAUCAAACACUUGUCUGUCAAUCUAGAUACCACACUACGUCAGGCCCCAGCUGUUGGAGGGGGAGGUGGCAACUUAAGGAGGGAGGUGAACACUUUUGAUGUUGUUCGAUCAACAGUCAGUGCUGUUUCUAUUGCCCCCACCUAUAGUGACAACACCAGAUCCUCUGAGGGGUUUUUGAAACCCUAUGUGACAGUUCCAAAACUGUCUGAACAAACUGCACCCUCCAGAGUAACUCCAGCCUCUCCUCGCCUGAUACCUCAAUCUGUCCUUGUAACAAAGGCCAAACAGACAACCCAUCCCUUUAUCAACUAUAUUGUGUCUACUAGAACCAAACCUUGGAUAUCUCUGAAACCAGCACAGCCUCUAAUGGGAACUUUUGGAACUUUGUCUUAUUCUCUGCCCGAGACUGGGUCAUUUGCAGACAAGGAGGAGGCAACAAUGACCCUGUCAACUCCAAAUCAUAUCCCACUUGUACAGAAAGCGUCUUCCAUCCACACAUGGUUCAGUAGUGGUGUGACGAGUAAGAAAAACUUGGUGCCAUGCGCUGACAGACCAUGUUUUCCUGGUGUCCUGUGCAAUGCAUCAUUGGAUGGUAGUUUCCACUGCGGCCACUGUCCAAUUGGGUUCACUGGUGAUGGAAAGACAUGUCGAGCUGUUUGCAAACACACCUGUGGACAGAACAUGGAAUGUGCAGCUCCCAACAUUUGUCUGUGCAAGGCGGGUUACACUGGUUCAGACUGUAAAACUGCGAUAUGUGAUCCUGUGUGUGUGAAUGGGGGAACAUGUAUCGCUCCCGGGGUGUGUGAGUGUCCCAUUGGGUUUCAUGGAGAGACAUGUCAAGAAGCUCUGUGCAGGUUGGCGUGUGAAAAUGGAGGUACAUGCACAGGAUUGCAGACAUGCUCAUGCCCUUAUGGUUUUGUUGGACCGCGAUGUGAGACCAUGAUUUGCAGCCGUCACUGUCACAAUGGUGGCCGGUGUGUCUCGCCAGAUGAGUGCAAGUGUCAGUCUGGCUGGAGUGGACCUUUGUGUGAGACAGCUCUUUGCACUCCUUUCUGCCUGAAUGGCGGUGUGUGCAUUCAGCCCAAUACCUGUGAGUGUCCUCGCAGUUUCUACGGCGCCCAGUGUCAAAAUGCCAUCUGCACGCCGCCCUGCAAAAAUGGUGGUCGGUGCAUGAGGAAUAACGUGUGUUCGUGCCCGCAAGGAUACACUGGGAGACUAUGUGAACAAAGCGUGUGCGAGCACAUGUGCAUAAAUGGUGGCCGAUGCGUGCGUCCGAAUGUAUGCGACUGUCCGUCAGGUUGGAGAGGAAACAGAUGUGACAAGCCCAUCUGCGAGCAAAAUUGUUUGAACGGGGCUGAAUGCGUGGGGCCAAACACCUGCCAAUGCGCACCAGGCUGGCACGGAAUGUUUUGCAACAUUCCUCAUUGUCAGCAAAAAUGUUCAUAUGGCAGCCGCUGUGUGAAGCCCAACUUCUGUGCGUGUCAGAGCGGACUUGCAGGUGCUCCCUGCAAAAGGAAGCUGUCAAUUUAGGUAAUGGGUCAAGGUUGGGUUGAUCCAUGUGCAUCUGUUAAUCUUCGUCCUCCCCUGCUGUCUUCAAACCAGUAGCUGAAGAGUCGUUUCCUGGAGAGCAUGCCAUCCAAAUGAGGCAACUGUCUCUUUGCAAAACAAAGAUACCAUGAUGUACCAUCUAAGUCCACAAAUUUGUGUCCACAGCACAUUUUUAUGAUUGUUAAACUUCCCAUUUAUUUAUUUGUUGCUGGUGUUUGCGUAUUUAUCUAAAUCCUAUAGAAUUCAUGGUGACUUUAAGUGAUAGUUCUUUUGUAAAAAUAAAAAUAAAUAAUCUGUUGUUUUUCUUGAGGAAGGAAACAUAAUUUAGCUACGUUUUUUUCACCAUUUUCUGAAAAUAAAUGCUUGCAACAAUUUUAUCACUUGGAAUUUACUCAAACCUACACCUGUUAUUGUAAACAUUUGAUCAAUUAAUAAUGUUACACUAGUUGUAGUAAUGUUUUUCUCCAGAAAGUGAAUAGGCCGCUGUGCAAAAUUUUAAGUUGUGACUCUCAUCUUGUCCCAAUAGGAGGGCACCACAGCAAUUGUAUUACUACAAACAAUGGUGCCUUAUUAAAAUAAUGAAACAUUUAAUACAAUGCAAAGAAAGAUUGUACUUGUUUAAAUUGAUAAAAGUGGUGUUUUGCGCUGAAGCAGCAACAGAGAACAUUUGACUUUGCUGCCCAGGUUCAGGGCCAGCAGGUCGCAAGGAAAUGAGGAUUAAAAGCUUAAUCAGGCCACAUUAGCUCUGCACCACUUCCACUGUGAUGUCCAGCAAAUGAUGAAAGCUAAGCUUUGCUGGAGCGUUUGUUGGUGGUUUCAAGCUCUUUUAACUGCGACCGCACUGGAGACAUUUGCGAGUGAAUUUUCAUGGCUGAAUAUUUCGCAGCUUAAUGUUUGCCACUGGGAUUUUUGCUUGAGUUGGAAAAAUUA
This is a messenger RNA of Corythoichthys intestinalis (scribbled pipefish), 7005 nucleotides long. Its product is annotated as von Willebrand factor D and EGF domain-containing protein. The transcript has 33 exons. The record is from RefSeq and is a predicted model, not a curated record. Gene Ontology annotation, molecular function: calcium ion binding. Lineage: Eukaryota; Metazoa; Chordata; Actinopteri; Syngnathiformes; Syngnathidae. The coding region runs from base 154 to 6057 and encodes 1967 amino acids.